Molecule: messenger RNA, 705 nt
Organism: Nicrophorus vespilloides
Lineage: Eukaryota; Metazoa; Arthropoda; Insecta; Coleoptera; Silphidae
Product: zinc finger protein 43-like
Exons: 4
Coding region: 1-705 (234 amino acids)
Biological process (GO): regulation of transcription by RNA polymerase II
Cellular component (GO): chromosome
Molecular function (GO): chromatin insulator sequence binding
Source: RefSeq, a predicted model, not a curated record
AUGGUACCGUUUUCUGGCGACGCUGAGGAGACACCAGAAGUACGAGUGCGGAAAGACGCCGGAGUUUCACUGCCCGAUUUCGAGUUGCUAUUACGUGACCAAGCACAAGUUCACGCUCAAGACCCACAUCAAGAUCACCGAAAAUCGCACAACAAUUCCAAGAGGUUCGAUUGCAACGAUUGCGGAAAGGUGUACAUGAGUUGGGCGGCGUUGCGGAAACACCGGGUCGUGUACUGCGGCAAAGAGCCGCGAAGGCAAUGCCCGAUGAUCAAUUGCAGCUACAGGACGUACAUGAAGGGCAACCUGAAGACGCACAUCUUCUCGCACCGGCACGUGAAAUCGAUAUUUUGCCCGGUGUGCGGCAAGGGCUACAAGAACAAAAACUCGCUGAACCACCACAAACUGAACUAUUGCGGGAAGGAGCCAAGGUUCAAGUGCCCCAUCGAGAAUUGCCUUUACAAAACGUACACGAAAAUUACAGAAGUUGUGUAUCCGUGCGAAAAGUGCGGCAAGAUUUAUAAAAAGCUAAACUCGAAAAACUGCCACAAGUCCAAGUACUGCGGCAAGGAGCCCAAGUUCCAUUGCCCGAUUACCAGUUGCGCGUUCAGAACGUACCUGAAAUCGAACUUGAAAACCCACAUUCUCACACACACCAGCCACGACCAGCGGUACUUGUACCAGCUCAUCGAUAAUCUCUAUCAAUAA